AUGGCAUACUCGCGAUACCGACCAACUUCCCACUUCAUCGCACCACACUCAUGGUCCAAUGACCCCUGCGGCGCAGUGUACAUCCCAGAAUCACGGGAAUACCUCGUCUGUUACCAAUGGAACCCGGGCACCACUGAAGGAGGCAACUGCGCCUGGGGCAUGGCAAAGAGCAAAGACCUCGUUACCUGGGAGGAUUGCAAGCCCGCCAUUUGGAACGGCACCUCAUACGAUUCCCUGGGCGUAUUUUCCGGAUCGAUUGUUUCAAGAUUAGCUGCGGGCAAAAGAGUCUUAUACCUGUAUUACACCAGCGUAUCUGCCCUGCCAAUCCACUGGUCUCAGCCGUACAUCAAGGGAUGCGAAACACAGUCAGUCGCCAUCUCCACAGACUUGGGUCAGACUUGGGUCAGGCACCGGAAUAAUCCGUUGCUGACAGUCCCUCCCAAAGAGGGCGCAACCACAGGAUGGCGCGAUCCGUUCGUUACCCAAUCACAAUCGCUGUCAAAACUGCUUGGUCUGAGUCGAGACACGAAUUACAUGAUGCUUUCCUCGGGCGAGCGGAAACGCGGUCCUCAGCUCCAUCUAUACAAGUCUCGCAGCCUUUCAUCCAGUUCAUGGGAAUACGUUUCGACCGUUUUGGAUGUUGGGCUGCACGAUUACAUCUCCAAACGAAGCAACUCAAGGUGGGGUAUCAACUUCGAAUGUGCCAGUUUCUUCAACAUGGGUGAAACGGACUACAUGAUAGUUGGCGUUGAGGAGACAGAAGAGAGCAAACGCCAUAAUGGCCACUCUCUGCUCUGGAUGUCCGGCAAGUUUGUGUUAAAUGAGCACAACCUGCCCAUAUUUGAUAUUCGCGGCCACGGCAUGCUCGAUCAUGGCGUUUUGUACGCCGCGCAUAUUUUCAAAGAUGCAGAGAACCGCCUGAUACAGCUGGGAUGGGCGGACGAGACUGCAAAGAAACAGCUGGUUCAGGGACAAGGCUGGGCCGGCUGCCUAGGCCAUCCGCGAGAGAUUGCGGAAAUUUCACGACCGCUCGUCCACGACGUCGAGUCAUGGCCAGAAUGGCACAUUGACCACUCGUCUGGGGUCAUGAAAACGCUGGGAAUUCGGCCAGCGCCGCAGGUUGAUACCCUCCGACAGGGGCUUCCAGACUAUUCUUCUCUUGAAGACCUCAAAACCCUUCGGUCGAAGAGCUACGAGUUGAAAAUGACGUUUUCUCAUUUGUGUGGUUUGGAAAAGUUUGUCCUUGACGUGCUCCAAUCGCCUGGCUGCACCGAGGUGACAAGGCUCAUUUUCGACCUUGAACAACAGCAGAUGGUUGUAGACCGAUCAAGGUCGUCACUACAACAGUUGAGCGCCACUGCGCCUGACUCGGGCGACCUCAGGCUCCUGCCAGGGGAAGAUCUUCAAGUUAGGAUCUUCGUCGAUGUGUCUAUUGUCGAAAUUUUUGUCAAUGAUAGGUUUGCGCUCACUUCACGGGUGUAUCCGUCAAUGGAGACUUCUACAGCCGCCGCGUACGACUUGAAUGGGUUUGACGAGGGAAACGUCAAGUUUGAGUGCUGGCAAGGAUUGAAGAACGCUUGGCCGGCAAGGGGUUCCGGCUGUGGCCUAUUACCGGAGCUACACCCUUUGUAUCAGAAGGCAGAGAAUAAAAAAAUGGACAAGGACAGUUUCGCUACCCGUAGCGAAAUGCCUCUGGAAAUGGCCGCAGUUUCGUGA
This is a messenger RNA of Metarhizium acridum CQMa 102, 1716 nucleotides long. RefSeq lists its product as uncharacterized. The record is from RefSeq and is a predicted model, not a curated record. Gene Ontology annotation, cellular component: cytoplasm. Gene Ontology annotation, biological process: sucrose catabolic process. Lineage: Eukaryota; Fungi; Ascomycota; Sordariomycetes; Hypocreales; Clavicipitaceae. Gene Ontology annotation, molecular function: sucrose alpha-glucosidase activity.